AUGGGCAUCGAAAGCGUCGUGGCGGGUGGCUUGACCUCGGCAUCCAGCGGACUUUCAUGGUUCUUCCCGGUGCUCGCUGCGGCCCUCGUCUACUUCCAGUACGAAGUGAUGGACAACGAGGCACCACCGAUCAACAUACCGUCUGAAGUGCUAUUACCCUCUUACGAUUUCAUUGUUGUUGGAUCUGGUUCUGCAGGCGCCGUGGUAGCGAGUCGCCUGUCUGAGAUUGAAAACUGGGACGUGCUUCUGCUGGAAGCUGGCGGCGAUGAAACGGAAAUCUCCGACGUUCCUCUACUUGCCGGUUAUCUUCAGCUUAGUCAGCUCGAUUGGCAGUACAAGACAGAAGCCGACGGACAUGCCUGUUUAGCGAUGGAGGAGGGCCGGUGCAACUGGCCACGGGGGAAAGUGAUCGGCGGCAGCAGCGUGCUCAACUACAUGCUGUAUCUGCGGGGGAACAAGAGGGACUACGACACGUGGGAGCAGCUGGGCAACGCAGGCUGGUCGUAUCAGAAUAUCCUGCCUUAUUUCAAGAAAUCCGAGGACAAUCAAAACCCCUACCUGGCCCGAACCCCGUAUCACUCCACCGGUGGUUACCUGACCGUGCAGGAAUCACCGUGGCACACUCCCCUGGCCGCGGCGUUCGUCCAAGCUGGCCAAGAGAUGGGCUACGAGAACAGGGACAUCAACGGAGAACAACAAACCGGUUUCAUGAUCGCUCAGGGCACCAUCAGACGCGGCAGUCGUUGUUCCACGGCCAAGGCGUUCCUCAGGCCAGCCAGGUUGCGCAAGAACCUGCACGUGGCCAUGCACGCGCACGUCACAAAGAUACUGAUCGACCCGAAGUCGAAGAGGACCUACGGGGUGGAGUUUGUCAGGGACGGGAAGGUGAUCCGUAUCCGGGCGAGGAAGGAGGUGAUCGUCUCGGGAGGGGCGGUCAACAGCCCCCAGCUGUUGAUGCUGUCGGGGAUCGGACCUAGGGAACAGCUGCUGAGACACGGGAUACCGGUGAUCCAGGACCUGAGAGUGGGCCACAAUCUGCAGGACCACGUCGGCCUGGGAGGUCUGACGUUCAUGGUGAACAAAGAGGUGUCGAUGGUGGAGAAGCGGCUGCACAGCGUGCACGCGGUGAUGCAGUACGCGGUGUUCGGCGACGGCCCGCUGACGGUUCUAGGCGGCGUUGAGGGACUCGGGUUCGUCAACACGAAGUACGUGAACGCCUCGGACGACUUUCCCGACAUAGAGCUGCACUUCAUCUCCGGCUCGACGAACUCCGACGGCGGCAGGCACAUCAGGAAGAUCCACGGUCUGUCGAAGAGAUUCUACGACGCCGUGUUCGGGCCGAUCAACGACAAGGACGUGUGGAGCGUGAUCCCGAUGCUGCUCAGGCCGAAAAGCAAAGGCGUGAUCAAGCUACGUAGCAACGAUCCGCUCGAUCAUCCGCUGAUCUAUCCGAAUUACUUCCAAGACCCGGGCGACAUAGCCACGCUGGUCGAGGGUGUGAAAAUAGCGAUCGCCCUGAGCAGAACCAGAUCGUUCAGGCGAUUCGGCAGCGAGCUGAACUCGAAGCAGUUCCCCGGUUGCAAGCACAUCCCGAUGUACAGCGACCCGUACUGGGAGUGCAUGAUCAGACAUUAUUCAGCGACUAUCUAUCAUCCGGUUGGCACUUGCAAGAUGGGACCUUACUGGGACCCGGAGGCCGUCGUCGAUCCUCAGCUUCGAGUUUACGGGAUCGGCGGCCUUCGAGUCGCCGACGCCUCUGUCAUGCCAAAUUUGGUCAGCGGUAACACGAACGCGCCGGUUAUUAUGAUCGGCGAGAAGGCUUCCGACAUGAUCAAGCAAUUCUGGUUGAAGAGGAGAGGUCGAGGAUGA
Messenger RNA from Heterotrigona itama, 1869 nucleotides. The record is from the annotation of a GenBank genome assembly. NCBI's taxonomy places the organism in Eukaryota, Metazoa, Arthropoda, Insecta, Hymenoptera, Apidae.